CUCUACCCAGCUGAUCAUGACUUCUUCGAAAUAGUAUCGUAUAAAAAUCUAUAAUUCUCACAAUAAUAAACAUUACAAGUUUUCCACAAAGUUGCGAAGUUUAUUUUUUGCUGCAUCUUUGCCAAAUAUGCUCCAACUGUAGUUUUAUUGUACAUAUAAACAUUAAUCCUACGUGACGGAUACUAGCCACAGAUUAAGAACAGUAAUUGUCUCACGACGUCAAAGUCUUGGAUAUACAGUUGCUCAUGUUGUGAAUAUUGUAUUGACUGAUAAGAAACAAAAUAUUUUGCUCCAAGUGGUGACUAACGCCGUCUGGUGCAACAGACAGGUCAAAUUUGAGCGAGUGUUUACUAAGUAUUGUCAUCCCCUAGACUCUCCAUGGGUCAGCAAGUUUCUAGUUUACCGCAGAAAAUUGCAUCCACCGAUGCGGUCAACUCAUUACAGUUCGAGAUUAAAAAGCAGGCGCAGAUUUUUUCCGAAAUCGGUAGUUUGACCUACGAGGAUUUCCAGAAAUGUUUGGCGGAUUUGAACAGCUUAUCUCGCAAAUGUUUAGACCCGAGUGGAAAACAACUAGUGUUUGCCGUUAAGAAGGGUACCGAUAGCAGCGUUCUGUGGAAGGGUACCGUGCGGAUUGCCUGCGUCAAAGUGGAUCCCUCCACCAAAAAGGUCGAGUGUUACAAGUUGCUCAACUUAAAGCAAUUUCUACAGGUAUUUCGCACGUUCCAAACGGAUCUGCACGCUAUGGUUACGGUGGAGUCGCAACGAAUUCGAAGUCCCACCGGCAGCCCAACACAUUCGAGCUCCACGGGACGUGGUAGUUCAUCCGGAAGCGCGGCUGGAUCCUUUGAACGGGCAGACAUGAGCCCGAACUCUUCAAAAUUGUAUGCAUUUCCGCAGCAUACAACGGCUUCGAUGCUGAUGGAACAAGUGAGCGGCAUCUGUGAAAUGGAUUCCACCAGCAACGAUGGAGGGCAGAGUUCUGAGGAAGGAGCUGAAUGUUGUAUAUGUUUGGAACGGAAACCAGAGGUUUUGCUGCCAUGUGCACAUAGCUACUGUACGCCGUGUAUCGAACAGUGGAAUAUUCAUCAGAAGAAAUGUCCAAUCUGCGAUGAGGAACUAGCCAGCACAGACGAUACGUGGGUUCUCUCGGAGAUGCCAGAGGCGGAAGAAAUCAGUGAGGAAAUUUGUGCCACUUUGAUGAAACUGUCCGUUGGACAAUAAGGUGGCAACUGUAAUUUCGUGUGUGUAUGUAUGUCUGUGUUAGUGUAUCCGGGAAAGUGGAUAUGGAGAAGCAAGUACCUGGUUUUGCGGGUAUUGAUUAUGGAAGAUGAGUAGCACAUUCAAGUGUAGGAAGCCACCGUUCCCGUUGUUUUGAGCCUAUCCUUGAUUUUAGAUAUUUAAUUGUUUUAUAUUUCAACUCAACUACUUAAUUGAUAUAAUAAAAAUCAUAAGAUACAACAGAUUAAUCUGUAAUAAUCGUUGAAUGUAGUUCAAAUAAUUAUUAUGAUAUUAAAAAUAUAUGCAAUUACAAAAAAAAUGCUUUGAAAUAAA
This is a messenger RNA of Malaya genurostris, 1551 nucleotides long. Its product is annotated as RING finger protein 141-like. Gene Ontology annotation, molecular function: ubiquitin-protein transferase activity. Gene Ontology annotation, biological process: protein autoubiquitination. Lineage: Eukaryota; Metazoa; Arthropoda; Insecta; Diptera; Culicidae. The coding region runs from base 379 to 1221 and encodes 280 amino acids. The transcript has 2 exons. The record is from RefSeq and is a predicted model, not a curated record.